AUGACUACUUUUCUGUUCCUAAUUUUUUUAUUUCUCAUGCAGCCAGCUUUUCAAUUAACAGACAGUGAAACUUUUUUGAUAUACAAUGAAAAUCUUCAGCUUUGCCUAAAACUUCAACAAUCUCAUUCCUUCUCCCUCGAGAUCUGCAACAAGCAUAGCGACCAGCAAAAUUUUAAGUGGGUAUCCGAUUAUCAGUUAUUGAAUAUGGCGGUGAGGCUAUGUCUGAGUGUGCCUUCAAACAAAAACAUGAUUCCAGUUACAGUGUCACCAUGCAAUAAAACCCUUAAUGUACAAAAAUGGGAAUGCAGAAAUGACACGCUUGCCCUUGCAACAGAAGAGCUGUUUUUAAAUCCUUCUAAUGGGCAUGAGAAUGGGGUUAUACUAUCAGCAAACGUCACCAAAAAAAGUGUUUGGAAGAUCUACAGAACAAAGAAAAACUUAUGUACCCAGAAAUAUGAAGCUCUAUUUACUAUAGAAGGCAAUGCCUUUGGAGCACCCUGCGUAUUUCCAUUCAAGUAUCUGAAUAAAUGGUAUGAUGAAUGCGUACUUGAUUCUGAUCACCAACGACUUUGGUGUGGAACAACUUCAGAUGUGGACAAAGACUCUUUAUUUGGAUAUUGUCCCAUAAAAGAUAAAAAUGAUAACUUUUUCUGGACCAAAAAUCACUGGACAGGAGAUCUCUACCAGAUCAAUUCGCACUCAACUCUAACAUGGGAUGAAGCAAGAAAAAGCUGUCAGCAACAAAUGUCAGAAUUAUUGAGCAUCAAUGAACUACAUGAGCAAGCAUAUCUGACAGGAUUAACACAAAGUUCAGAAGCCAACUACUGGAUUGGUCUUUAUAAUCCAGAUUUUGACAGUGGAUGGCAGUGGAUUAAUGACCAACCUUUAAAAUAUUUAAACUGGGCUCCAGGUAGCCCCUCUUCAGAAACAGGAAAAACCUGUGGAUUAUUCCAGAGUAGGAAUGGCAAAUGGGAAAAUGAUCUGUGUGACCUGAAGCAUGGAUACAUCUGUAAAAGAAUGAACUCUUCAAUGCAGGCAUCUACACCUUCUUCAGAUGAUCUUAAGCCAGUUAAAUGUCCAGAAGGCUGGGUUGGAUAUGCAAAGCACUGUUACCGUCUGAACAGAGAUCGCAAAACGUGGAAGGAUGCCUCAGUCUCUUGCCAAAAGGAUGGUGGACAUUUACUAAGUAUACGUGACAUUGAGGAAUACAGCUUUGUUUUUUCUCAGCUUGGUUAUAAAGCAACAGAUAAUUUGUGGAUAGGCCUAAAUGACCAGAAGGUCUCUUCAUCUUUUGAAUGGAGUGAUGGUACUACUGUGAGUUUCAUCAAAUGGCAGAAAGGAGAACCCACGCUUAUAAGCAACGUGCAGGAAGACUGUGUCAUCAUGACUGGGAAGAAUGGAUACAUGGCGGAUCAUUUCUGUGAAGAGGAAUUAGGAUACAUCUGUAAAAAAGAGUCUUCAGAAUUUCUUCCUGGAACAGACGAAGUUGCUGAUCCAAAAUGCCAGAAAGGCUGGAAAAGAUAUGGUUUCUAUUGUUACUUAAUUGGAAAAACACUUGGAACAUUUUCAGAAGCAAAGGCAUCUUGUGAAACAAAUCAAGGAUUUCUAAUCUCUGUGGAGAAUAGAUUUGAGCAGGCCUUCCUGACUAGCCAAAUUGGACACCGUCCUGAAAAAUAUUUCUGGAUUGGCCUUUCGGAUGUAGAGAAUCCAGGGACUUUCAACUGGAUCAAUGGAGACCCCAUUCAGUUCACUCACUGGAAUGCAAAAAUGCCUGGCCGAAAUCCAGGCUGUGUUGCCAUGAGAACGGGAGAUGCUGCUGGAUUGUGGGAUGUUGUCAAUUGUGAGGAGAGGGCCCCCUUCCUUUGCAAGCAUUUGGCUGAAGGGGUGACGCUUCCUACAAUCCCGGGACCAACACCCCCUCUCCCAUGUUCCACAGGAUGGACUGCAAGUCCAACGAGGAAUGUCUGCUUCAAGGCAUAUGCAGAGAAGAAAAGUGAAAAAACUUGGUUUGAGGCACAUGCCUUUUGUAAAUCAAUUGGAGGAGAUCUGGCUUCUUUUCAUAAUAAACAAGAGUUUCAGUUACUAAACCAACUAUUAAAUUAUCGAUCGAGCUGGAUUGGUUUAAGAAUUGUGGAUUCCAGCCCAGAAUACACUUGGAGUGACGGGUCUCCUGUAAACUAUGAACCAAUAUUAACUUGGUAUUCAGAAAGUGAAAAUAAUGAAAGAUGCAAAUUAAUAUGGGGGAAUACUAGAUUUUGGACUGCAACCAGAUGCAGGCGGUUACAAUAUUGGAUCUGUCAAAUUACAAAAGGUUUAACCAUACCAACAGACCAACCAGUCGACAACUUUGAAAAUUCUUAUAUAAAAAUUGAAGAUGGAUGGAUCAGAUAUGAAAACAAUGAAUAUUAUUUCAGUAAAAAAACAAUGCCUGCAGAAAAAGCCCGGAAGUUCUGCAAACAACAUCAUGGUGAUCUUACCACCAUUGACAGUAAAGAAGAAAAUAAUUUUUUGUGGAAAUAUAUCUUCUAUCAUAGAAGGUAUUAUAAUUCUUACAUUGGUUUAAUCUUGGAUCUUGACAAAAAAUUCAGCUGGAUGGAUGGCAGUCCAGUGACAUAUGAAGCCUGGGCCUCUGGUGAACCCAAUUUUGCAAAUGAUGAUGAAAACUGUGUAGCUAUGUAUUAUUAUUCAGGUGACUGGAAUGAUAUAAACUGCGGUAUUGAGAAAACAUUCAUCUGCGAGAGACACAAUAGCUCUGUCCGUUCAACUGCAGCGCCCACAUUACCUGCCACUCCAAAAGGCUGCAGUGAAGGCUGGCUUUGGUUUAAUGACAAGUGCUUCCAAAUGUUUGGCUUCGUAGAAGAGGAGAAGAAAAACUGGAGUGAUGCACGUGCUCACUGCAGGAACCUUGGAGGAAACCUGGCUAGUAUACCAAGCAAAAAUGUUCAAGCUUUUCUCACAGUGCAAUUAAAAAGUGCUAGUGGUAAUACUUGGAUUGGAUUGACUGACAAGAAUUGGUAUGGACAUUUCGUCUGGACUGAUGGGAGUGGAGUCUACUUUACAAAUUGGGCUAAAGGGUCACCUCGUUCAUACCAUGGUGACUGCGUUUUUAUGGUGACAAAACCUGAAAGGCUUGCAGGAUAUUGGAGAGUUGGAUCCUGUUCUUCUAAGAUGACCUACAUCUGCCAAAAAAAUACUGGUCCUGAACCUUACUCUGAACCAACGGUUCCAGCAUCUCACUAUAUCAGUUAUGGAAAUAGCAGCUAUUCUAUGGUUGGUCCCAAGAUGACCUGGGAAGAAGCACGGAAGAAAUGUGAAUCUGAAAAUUCAAAACUUGCCACCAUUUCAGACCCCUAUGCAGAAUCAUUCAUAUGGCUGCAAGUGCUCAGAAACAAGGAGCCUGUAUGGAUUGGACUAAGCAGCGAAGUGAGUAAUCCUGGGUAUAAGUGGAUAAGUAAACGGAGGCUAGCAUACACUAACUGGGCUGCCGAAGAACCAAGGAAUAACACAGCCUGUGUCUACCUAGAUAUUGAUGGUUAUUGGAAAACAGGAAACUUCAGUGAAAAGCAUGUCUCUGUUUGCGAGAGAUAUAACGGUAUAAUAUCAACUGAGAGGCCACAAUCAGCAGGAAAAUGCCAAACUUCCAAAAACAGAGACGAACCUUGGAUUCCUUUUGGAGAUUAUUGCUAUAAAUUUUACGUUUCAAGGGAAUCUUGGCCAAAAGCAGCCUUGACGUGUAAUCUGAUAGGUGGUACCUUAACUUCAAUCAAAGACUCAGCUGAAUUACACUUUUUAAAAGAAGAAAUGGAAAUACAUGGAUCUAUGGAGUUUUGGAUAGGCUUAUAUUCUAAUCAUGAAGGAGAAUGGUUAUGGCAAGAUAAAAGUAACGUUGCUUUUGUCAACUGGAAUAACCAAGAUGAUGACAGAGAAAAUGAUAGAACCGAGACCUUAAAUAGCCGAUGCAUUUAUAUGAAUAGUAAAUCUGGACUUUGGUUCGAAAGCUAUUGUGGAUCUUAUACAUCAAGAUCAUUUAUUUGUAAAAGAAACAAAAUUAUUGAAGAAUCAGCUGUAAACCCUACAAAAACAGUGCAGAAAAGAGUGGCACCUCUACCGACACAUGGCACAGCUGUGGGAUUAGUUAUCCCAGUUAUCCUCAUAAUCAUCGGUGCAGGAAUCGCAGCCUAUAUUUUCUAUAGAAGAAGAAACAGACCACAACAAGUUUCUGCUGGAUUUGACAAUUCUUUGUAUAAAGACAAUGUGAUUAUUCUUCAUAAGGAUUCACAAUCUCUUGCAGACAAUGAAGAAUUAAAUUAACAAAUAUAACUGGCAUCUUGCUGUGGAUAAGGCCCAUUGGAUAUAAUACAUUUAAAAUUCAAGGUUUUGAAUGACACUGUUCAUAAAUUAAUACUUUAAAAUAUUUGGAAAAAUUUAGACCUUAUUAACAAUAUAUAUUGGCCAGAUCUAUGAUA
This is a messenger RNA of Pantherophis guttatus, 4466 nucleotides long. Its product is annotated as macrophage mannose receptor 1-like. Lineage: Eukaryota; Metazoa; Chordata; Lepidosauria; Squamata; Colubridae. The record is from RefSeq and is a predicted model, not a curated record.